This is a messenger RNA of Echinococcus granulosus, 4164 nucleotides long. RefSeq names its product Calcium-binding mitochondrial carrier protein SCaMC-1. Gene Ontology annotation, biological process: transmembrane transport. Lineage: Eukaryota; Metazoa; Platyhelminthes; Cestoda; Cyclophyllidea; Taeniidae. The record is from RefSeq and is a predicted model, not a curated record. Bases 1 to 4164 code for a protein of 1387 amino acids. Gene Ontology annotation, cellular component: ESCRT I complex. The transcript is spliced from 23 exons. Gene Ontology annotation, molecular function: ATP transmembrane transporter activity; calcium ion binding; histone binding.
AUGAAAACCGGUACUGAUGAGAAGGCGCAAUCGGUCGGAUUUGAUGACCUUGACCGACAAAUUGAUCUUGACAAAGAUGGCCUCAUUUCAAAAGAGGAUGUUAAAAUUUUUCUUAGGCAAUUUGACUUAAAACUAACUAAAAAUAAUUUGGACGUCUUAGCUGAGAGUUUUCUGGAAUGCUGUGGAGUUGGACCCAAUGGUCAUGUCAAUGCUAAACAAUUUGCUCAUUAUGUCCACGAGCAGGACCGGCGUCUCUCGCCGAUCUACGCCCAAAUGGAUCGAAACAUGCAAGGCAAGGUUGAUCUUUUGGAUAUACAGGCCUACUUCAUAAAACUUGGCAUUCCAAUCGAACCGACUGAAGCCAAGCGUCUUUUACGUCGCAUCGAUAAAAACAACAACGAUUGCAUCGAGUAUGAAGAGUGGCGUAAAUUUCUCCUCUUUCUCCCAAUUACUGACCUUGCGAGUGUCACUCAAUUCUGGCGUCAUGGUGCGAUUCUUGACUUAUCAGUGGAUCCAGUAGUUGCGAUUCCACAGUUUAUGAAACAUGAACAUGCCUUAAGACGCGACGUCUUGCAGCUGAUUGCUGGUGGUACAGCCGGUGUUGUGUCCCGCACUUGCACUGCUCCGAUAGAUCGUUUAAAAGUCAUGCGUCAGGUGUACGGCUACAAGCAUAAGCAAAGUGGGUUUGUUGAAGGUAAAGUGGUACAUCGACUAACGCACCAUUCAGCUUACCGAUAUAUGCUGCGGGAGGGUGGUUUGUGGUCCCUUUGGCGCGGGAACCUCAUAAAUUCCAUCAAAAUCGCCCCUGAAACCGCGGUUAAAUACACUACGUAUGAAUGGUACAAAUGUCUCCUCAUGGACAUGGAUGAGGAUGGUUUUUUUGAUCGGCAUCCUGUCGCUACAAAAUUUGCCUCUGGCUCCUUAGCUGGUCUUACCGCUCAAAGUGUCGUCUAUCCUGUGGAGGUCCUCAAGACUCGGAUGUGUCUUCGAAAAACGGGACAAUACUCCUCUGUGGUAGACUGCGCUGCCCGUAUCUACAGAGAGUUGGGUAUCCGUGGCUUCUUCCGUGGCUAUGUGGUCAAUUUGGUUGGAAUCAUUCCCUACGCCGGCAUCGAACUGGCUACUUAUGAGUGGCUGAAAUCGGCUUACAUUCAUCGCUACAUGAGCCAUAUUUUACGACUAUCACCCCGCGUCUUUCCCGAUUCCAGCAGUGCCAGUCUCUACCUUCAUCCCCCUUCCCAUAUAAUUCCUUUGGUUGCGGCCACCUCCUCGAUGGCAGGCAUUGUGGCGACGUAUCCUGUGGCUCUGAUCCGAGCCAAAAUGCAGGCAACUUUCUACUACAGCUCCAAGCCGUCCACUUCUCAGCACACAGGCAUAGUCACCCAGCAUCCUGUCACUGUGCCCUCCCUGUUGCGAGCAAUCUGGCAUGACGAUGGCUUAAUCGGCUUCUACCGGGGACUGGGAACCAAUCUUGUCAAGGUGUUGCCUGCCACGGCUAUCUCUAUGCUCACCUACGAGACUAUUCGUCGGGAGAUAAAAUGGACCAAAGACACCCAUGAAGAAGCUGAUUUAGGGAAAGAAAAUAUUUUGCGCAAGUCUUCUCGCUUCCUGGUCUUGGAGAAGAGGCCAUGUAGCGUGAGUUCUCCUCACGACGUUCUUGUGGAACUAGCUAUCGUUGCGAACAAGGAUGCUGUUCCCCCUAACUUCACCUUAAUUGAUAGAACGCUGGACACACGUGAAAGGUGCUUCAAGGGGAAGUAUUUGUGUGCUAAAUAUGAUGCGUGGAAGCCAAGCAUGACCGCUAUAACGGACGUUGUUGUUUUUAAAAAUCCAAGGGAUGCACUUAAGGGGCAUACUCUGGUCGGUGAGUUAUCGGAACAGCGCGUCUUGGCAUGUGUCCUGUCCGCCCUUGGAAACAGCCCCACUUCUAAAAAGAAGGCACCAGUGCUUCCAUCUGAGGUGCCACGGAAACCAGUUAUAUACAAUCCAAUGAGUGGUGUUCCCUUUGAACUCACAAGAGACUGUCGAGUUGGCGAUUCAGAUGACAUUAUGAGUCGUUAUUCAGUCCACCCAAAGUCGCGCGAGGCUAUAGAAGAUCAGGACUCUGAAGGCCUCCUGAAGAAGAUUGCCGUUGAUGUGGACUACAAUAUCCGCUCACGCAUCCUUAACUUACUUUCUAUUGAUACUUAUUUUGUCUUGAAAAUUAUGAGCUUGGCUGCACCCGUUUCGAAUUUUAUAGACCAACUACGCCCCCUCUUACGAAGGAAUGACAAAGCAGUUAUCAGGAAACUGACGCGAAAAUUCUUUGCUACCUCCUUGGAAUUCCAAAGCAGUGUUCACACUGUAGAGUUAUUAAAACGCUACAUUGACCGCAUCCGUGCCUCUCCUUUCCAGAUCUACAUAAUUCUUCUAGAAUUGAAACGGAAAUUUGCAAACAAUGAGUCUUUCACAAACGAAAAAUCCCCACCGCUUUCGGAUACUAUUGAUCUCUCAGUAAGUUCGCAAGAUAUCCCGAAACGAAGAGUGAAUUUCAUCACUUUGACUGAGCCAAACCCAUCGGAUCCGAUCCGUCACCGGUGCUCAGAGAAGACUAGACCUUCAGAAAUUAUCACGCAUGGAAAGCCAAAACGCCCACGUAUUGACGAAUUGGGGACUCCUCUUGAUGAGUCAGCGGAGGCCUCCACCAUUCCAAAACCGAAGUUGGUUAAUUCGAACGGAAAGAGGGGGCCACUAACACAGCGGGAAAUGGAAUCUCCCUCGCCAUCGUCUCAUCUCAAAUUGCAAAUUUUACAACGUCGGAUGGAGAUCCUCUCGCGGAUGAUUCGUCAGCUGGAGGAGGCGGAGAUGGAUGUAACCGAGCUGGGUCAGGAGGAGUCGGCCUACCUGCGAUUGGAUUCCCUCAAGCGGGAGCAUCUUGCGCUGUGGCGGCAGUUCUGCCGCCUUCGUGGCAUCUCUCGCCACGCUGGAAGUCUUUCUCGUCUCCCCUUUCGAUAUUCCGGAUCUCGUUUCGCGGUGAUUAAUCAAGCGGUGGAGCGUCAAGUAAACGCCUCCCACGUCUUUCCUGACUAUGCGGACAUCCACAAAGUGGUGGAAGAAAGCUCCAUUCGCGAGAAUCUCGGCUUGAGGCAAGUGCCGUACACUACUUGGACUACUAGAGAAGACUUCAUUCUCUGUGAGGUUUGCCUGGAUGGUGUAAACGUUUCAAAGACGAUGCUACUUGCGACUGUUAGUGACGAUCUCAAUCGUGCCGAUCUUGCCGACGUAGAGUCUGUCCUUGUGAGCAUAAUCAUUCACGAACAUGUGCAACUUCGAGAGUUGAACGUGCACCGUGCCAGUACGAUUGCAACACUGGCUCGGGAAAUCUUCACCGAUGUGGGUGCCAUCUUGAAACACCGUCGUGAGCGCGAGUUUCGACAUGACUUUGGUUGCCAUCUCACUGACGAACAGGCCGAUGCUGAUGAGGACCCUGCGUUGCACAGCGCAGAAUUGCGACGUCGUCUGCUGGAAAAUAGACGAAUUGCCACGUCAAAAAUUGAAUCCGUAAUCGCCAAGUAUUCACGACUGCAAGAAAGUCAAGAAAAUCGCGAAGCCUCACGCCUAUGUGAGAACAAAGACUCUCAUGCAGCAACGGUUGAUCUAGACGCUGUUGAGUUCGUCGACGUGGUAGAGGAGCCGGCAAGACUUCCCUCUUCUGAACCCUGCUCAAGCUUCUCUCAAUCGGAGGAGAUCCCAAUGCCUAUAAGUUCCCCAGAUGCAAUCAUUGAAUCCCCAGUGUUUAUGGAUGACCUAGAUCUAGAUGUCGAGGAGCAUCUUCCGCAGACUCAGGUGGAAAUGGAGGUGGAGGUGCCUCCAGUUGAAUGUCCUAGCACGCCUACAUCAACGAUUACAAUCAGUGAUGACGAAGACGAAGAUGAACCACAGGUCGUAUUUCGUGGGUAUCCACCACCACCAAAAGACUUUCCUGCCAUGCAAACACUGAUGUCAGGAGACCGAAUGUCUCUGCAACUGUCUUACGGUGGUUGUCUGGUGAUAUCCAGAUCACAGCGACACGUUCUUCAACCAAUUCCGACCAUGGAGAUGAUUCGACAACAAUGUCAGCAGCAGUGUCAGCGUCUGUUGUCACGGCCACCACGAUCGGCUAUGGGAAGCUUUAUCAGGCGUUGA